Molecule: messenger RNA, 4228 nt
Organism: Carlito syrichta (Philippine tarsier)
Lineage: Eukaryota; Metazoa; Chordata; Mammalia; Primates; Tarsiidae
Gene: ATP2B4
Product: ATPase plasma membrane Ca2+ transporting 4
Exons: 20
Biological process (GO): regulation of cytosolic calcium ion concentration; calcium ion transmembrane transport
Cellular component (GO): membrane; intracellular membrane-bounded organelle
Molecular function (GO): PDZ domain binding; P-type calcium transporter activity; ATP hydrolysis activity
Source: RefSeq, a predicted model, not a curated record
GUCUAUCUGGGAACCCUGCAGAUCUGGAGAAACGUAGGCAGGUGUUCGGACAGAACUUAAUCCCCCCCAAAAAGCCCAAGACCUUCUUGGAGUUAGUGUGGGAAGCCCUUCAAGAUGUCACGCUCAUCAUCCUGGAGAUCGCAGCCAUCAUCUCCUUGGGUCUAUCCUUCUAUCACCCUCCUAGUGAGGACAAUGAAAUGUGUGGUCAAGUUGCAAGUAGCCCAGAAGAUGAAAAUGAGGCAGAAGCUGGCUGGAUUGAGGGGGCAGCCAUCCUUUUCUCAGUGAUCAUCGUGGUGUUAGUGACUGCCUUUAACGACUGGAGCAAAGAGAAACAAUUCCGGGGGCUGCAGAGCCGCAUUGAACAGGAACAGAAAUUCUCCAUUAUCCGAAAUGGCCACCUCAUCCAGCUCCCUGUGGCUGAGAUUGUGGUGGGUGAUAUCGCCCAAAUCAAAUACGGUGACCUGCUGCCUGCAGAUGGAAUUCUGAUCCAGGGGAAUGAUCUGAAGAUUGACGAGAGCUCUUUAACGGGAGAAUCAGACCACGUCAAGAAAUCGGUAGACAAAGACCCCAUGUUGCUCUCAGGAACCCAUGUCAUGGAAGGUUCUGGCCGGAUGGUAGUGACUGCCGUGGGCGUCAACUCCCAGACCGGAAUCAUCUUUACCCUCUUGGGAGCCAAUGAGGACAAUGAGGAGGAGAAGAAGAAGAAAGGUAAAAAACAAGGAGUCCCUGAAAAUCGCAACAAAGCAAAGACCCAGGAUGGAGUGGCCCUGGAAAUCCAGCCACUCAACAGUCAGGAGGGAGUCGACAAUGAGGAAAAGGACAAGAAGGCAGCAAAGGUGCCCAAAAAGGAGAAGUCGGUGCUGCAGGGCAAGCUGACCCGCCUGGCUGUACAGAUUGGGAAGGCUGGUCUGAUCAUGUCUGCUAUCACAGUUCUCAUCCUGAUUCUGUACUUUGUGAUUGAAAACUUUGUGAUACACCGCAGACCGUGGCUACCUGAGUGUACUGCCAUCUACGUCCAGUACUUUGUCAAGUUCUUCAUUAUUGGUGUCACUGUACUGGUGGUAGCUGUGCCAGAGGGGCUGCCACUGGCUGUCACCAUCUCGCUGGCCUACUCUGUGAAGAAAAUGAUGAAAGACAAUAACCUUGUACGACACUUGGAUGCUUGUGAGACAAUGGGCAAUGCCACAGCCAUUUGCUCUGAUAAGACAGGCACGCUGACCAUGAAUCGCAUGACUGUGGUACAAGCUUAUGUUGGGGACACCCAUUACCGUCAGAUCCCAAGCCCUGAUGUCUUCUUGCCCAAGGUCCUGGACCUUAUUGUCAAUGGGAUUUCUAUCAACAGUGCUUAUACCUCCAAGAUUCUGCCUCCAGAGAAGGAAGGAGGCCUGCCACGGCAGGUGGGCAACAAGACGGAGUGUGCCCUGCUGGGCUUUGUCACAGAUCUGAAGCAAGAUUAUCAGGCAGUACGCAACGAGGUGCCCGAGGAGAAGCUCUACAAGGUGUACACCUUCAACUCGGUGCGCAAGUCCAUGAGCACGGUCAUCAGGAGUCCCAGCGGUGGCUUCCGCAUGUACAGCAAGGGCGCCUCUGAGAUCAUCUUGCGCAAGUGUAAUAGAAUCCUGGACCGGAAAGGAGAAGCCAUUCCAUUCAAGAAUAAAGACCGAGAUGACAUGGUGCGCACUGUCAUCGAGCCCAUGGCCUGUGAGGGACUCCGGACCAUCUGCAUAGCUUACCGGGAUUUCGAUGACACAGAGCCCAUUUGGGACAAUGAGAAUGAAAUCCUCACUGAACUGACCUGUAUCGCAGUGGUGGGCAUUGAGGACCCUGUACGCCCAGAGGUACCAGAAGCUAUCGCCAAAUGCAAACGAGCUGGCAUUACUGUCAGAAUGGUGACAGGUGACAACAUCAACACAGCCCGGGCCAUCGCCACCAAAUGUGGCAUUCUGACACCUGGGGAUGACUUCUUGUGCUUAGAAGGCAAAGAAUUCAACCGACUUAUCCGAAACGAGAAGGGCGAGGUAGAGCAAGAAAAACUGGACAAGAUCUGGCCGAAGCUCCGGGUCCUGGCACGAUCUUCCCCCACUGACAAGCACACGCUGGUGAAAGGUAUCAUUGACAGCACUGUUGGGGAACAGCGGCAGGUGGUGGCUGUCACUGGUGAUGGCACAAAUGAUGGGCCUGCUCUGAAGAAAGCGGACGUUGGCUUUGCCAUGGGUAUUGCAGGCACAGAUGUAGCAAAGGAGGCGUCAGACAUCAUUCUGACAGAUGACAACUUCACCAGCAUUGUGAAGGCGGUGAUGUGGGGACGAAACGUCUAUGACAGCAUCUCCAAGUUCCUGCAGUUCCAGCUCACUGUCAAUGUGGUGGCUGUGAUCGUGGCCUUCACUGGAGCCUGUAUCACUCAGGAUUCCCCGUUGAAAGCUGUGCAGAUGUUGUGGGUGAAUCUAAUCAUGGACACUUUUGCUUCACUGGCCCUGGCCACCGAGCCCCCAACAGAAUGUCUGUUGAAGCGUCGCCCCUAUGGCCGAAAUAAGCCACUGAUCUCACGUACUAUGAUGAAGAACAUCUUGGGUCAUGCGGUCUAUCAGCUUACUGUCAUCUUUUUCCUUGUCUUUGCUGGUGAGAAACUCUUUGAUAUUGACAGUGGGAGGAAGGCACCUCUGCACUCGCCUCCUACCCAGCACUAUACCAUUGUUUUCAACACCUUCGUGCUGAUGCAGCUCUUCAACGAGAUCAACUCCCGAAAGAUCCAUGGAGAGAAGAACGUCUUUUCAGGCAUCUACCGCAACCUCAUCUUCUGCUCUGUAGUCUUGGGCACAUUCAUCAGCCAGAUUUUCAUCGUGGAGUUUGGAGGUAAACCCUUCAGUUGCACAAAACUCAGCCUGUCCCAAUGGCUGUGGUGUCUCUUUAUCGGGAUUGGAGAACUUCUGUGGGGCCAGGUCAUCUCUGCAAUACCCACCCAAUCCCUGAAGUUCUUAAAGGAAGCUGGACAUGGCACCACCAAAGAGGAGAUCACCAAGGAUGCUGAGGGACUGGACGAGAUUGACCAUGCAGAGAUGGAGCUGCGCCGAGGCCAGAUCCUCUGGUUCCGGGGCCUGAACCGUAUCCAGACUCAGAUCGACGUAAUUAACACAUUCCAGACGGGAGCCUCUAUUAAGGGAGUCCUAAGGCGACAGAACAUGGGUCAACACCUUGAUGUAAAACUUGUUCCUAGCUCAUCCUAUGUACCAGUCAAAUCUUCCCCCACCACCUCUGUUGCUGCUGUUUCAUCUCCUCCUAUGGGCAAUCAAAGUGGUCAAAGCAUUCCAUAGUUCUCUCCACGAAAGCAUUCAGAAACCCAAGAACCAAAACUCCAUCCACAACUUCAUGACCCACCCUGAAUUCGCCAUAGAUGAGGAGUUGCCACGAACACCACUCCUGGAUGAGCAAGAAGAGGAAAUUCCUGACAAGGCUUCUGGGACUGGGGUGCUUCUAUUGGAUGGUGACAUCACUCCACUUGCCAACAAAAAUAACAAUGCAGUGGAUUGCAACCAAGUGCAAACUGUUGCCUCCCACUCGGACAGCCCUCUACACAGCUUGGAAACAUCAGUUUGAAUGUUCACAUUCUGACUUCCAUCCCUACCUUGCCUCUUUCUUUUCUCAUCUGUCCCAUCUGUAAGGUGAUGAUGGGAUUUUUCAUUCUAUCAGCUGCUCCCAAGUGUGUGUGAACCCCGACCUGACCAUGAAGAGACAAGAGUACAGUCCCGCAAGAAUUUCAGCUUACACUUGAGUUGGGCUUUGUAGCAGGACCCAGUCAAACCCCAGGCAGAUAAUGGUAGAAUCUACUCCUUGGGUAGACAGUUGUCAUGCUUAAGGAAAAGAUGACAAUCCUCUUGGCAUCACCCCAACCUAAAUUCUUCCCCACAUUCGUACCUAUGUCUCCAUCUCCUUAUCCUAUGAGUCUUGUCAUUUAUAAGCUAAGUUGAGGGUUCAGAGAGAGAUGAAAACCCCCAAAUGAAAUACAUUCAGGUAGGGAUGGAAUGUAUAAAAUCAGCCAGUAGUGUGAUUGUUUCUAAACAGUUUUUCCCAUUUUGAAAACUUUUACCUAAAGGCCUCUAGCUCUUUCUACCCUUUCAGUCAAACCUCCCCAAAGUUCUUUUGUGACCUUUAUCUUUCUUUUCUUCCCUCUUUGUGUAUUUGUUUAUUUUAAAUUUACAAUGAUUAAGAUAAAGGAAAGGACAUGGGUGAA